Molecule: messenger RNA, 1137 nt
Organism: Anthostomella pinea
Lineage: Eukaryota; Fungi; Ascomycota; Sordariomycetes; Xylariales; Xylariaceae
Source: the annotation of a GenBank genome assembly
AUGCCCAUUCACAAUGGCCUCCUGCCCCGCGAGGGUUUGACCGCAGACCCGAUCUUCAGGCUGAUCGGCCGCACUGCGCUGAACCCGGUGGUGCUGCUGCCCUUGCUGCUGCUCGCCAAGUUCACCAAGAAGGGCGAGGACAUGACUAUGCUGCACCCGACAGCCUUCUCCCGCAUCAAGACGCUCUUCUACGCCGGCCUGGCCAGCUGGCUGAGCAGCUAUUACUCGCAGGGCGUGGUCAACAACUGGACCCGCGAUACCUACGACUGGCCGAAGGAGAUCGCCGUCGUGACAGGUGGCGCCGGUGGAAUUGGAGGACAUGUCGCGAGGCUUCUUGUGGAGCGAGGCGUCAAGGUUGCGGUGCUGGAUAUCCAAGCGAUGACGUAUGAAGGAGGACCCAACGUGUAUUACUUCAAGUGCGAUCUCACCUCGCCCGCCGACCUGGCCGAAGUAGCAAAGGAGGUCCGGGCCAAGGUGGGCGAGCCUACCAUCCUGGUAAACAACGCCGGUGUGGCGCGAGGCAAGACGAUCCUCGAGACCAGCGAGAGAGAUCUCAAGUUCACCUUCGACGUCAACACGUUUGCGCAUUUCCACACGGUCAAGGAGUUCCUGCCCUUCAUGGUCAGGAAGAACCACGGCAUGGUCGUCACCGUGACGUCCUACGCCGCCUGGCUCAGCGCGCCGAACAUGGUCGACUACUCGGCCUCCAAGGCCGCCUCUCUAGCCUUCCACGACGGCCUUUCGGCCGAGCUCAAGACGCGGUACAACGCGCCCAAGGUCCGCACCAUCAUCGUCAAUCAGGGCUACACGAAGACAAAGCUCUUCACAGGCUACGACAACCCGGCCCCGCCGUUUAUCGUGCCCAAUCUCGAGCCCGAGUCCGUCGCCGACGCUAUCUGCAAGCAGAUCUUCAGCGGAAAGAGCGGACAGGUCAUCACGCCGUUGUUCGGCCAUUUUCUGCAGUGUCUCCAAGGUCUGCCGCAUUGGUACUCGUAUGGGCUGCGGACCAAGAGCCAGACCAUCAUGACCAAUUUCAGCGGUCGGCAGGUCGUCACGGAUCUGGACAAGCACUAUGAGGACAGGGAGAAGGGUGCUGAGACUGAGGGAAGUACGGUUCUCGUCCCCGAGGCGAAGUGA